AGGUGGCGCUAAUUCUCUUGUGUUCCCACCGUUCCCGACUCGUUUUAUUAACAAAAUAACUGGAACCCCACCGAAAGUGAUCAAGUCAAGAGAAGCAGAAGUUUGACUCUGAAAACAAAGCUACUUUUUUUUAAACAGCCCUGCGAUGGAGCCGCAGCUUCCUCCUCAUGAGGGAGCCGCGCUCUCUGUGGUCGACAUGCACACGGGGGGAGAACCCCUCCGCAUCAUCGUCGCCGGCUACCCAGAGGUCAAAGGGGACGGCGUGCUCUCCAAGCGCAGGUACGCCCGGGAGCACCUGGACCACCUGAGGAAGGUGCUGAUGUACGAGCCCCGCGGCCACUACGACAUGUACGGAGCCCUGAUCGUGGACAGCGAGGUGCCCGAGGCCCACCUGGGGGUGCUCUUCAUGCACAACGAGGGCUACAGCACCAUGUGCGGCCACGCUGUCAUCGCCCUGGGGCGCUUCGCCGUGGACUACAAGCUGGUGAAGGAGCCGCGGUCGCCGGAGACGCAGGUGAACAUCCACUGCCCCUGUGGGCUGGUGAAGGCGUUUGUGGAGUACUCCGCCGGGAGAACGGGAGCAGUGAGGUUUCUGAGUGUGCCGGCAUUCGCCUUUGCCACAGAUGUGACGGUGGCAGUGGAGGGGUUCGGCGAGGUGACGGUGGACGUCAGCUACGGGGGAGCUUUUUACGCCUUUGUUGACGCACAGAGGUUUGGCCUGGAUGUGAAUCGGUCCAGAACCCGGGACCUGGUGGACGCAGCCACAGCGGUGACCAGGGCCGUUAAAUCCCAGGUGAAGUUGCACCAUCCAGUCAGCGAUGAUCUGGCCUUCCUGUACGGCACCAUCCUCACAGACGGCAGAGAUGCGUUCUCGCCUGAGCCCACCGCCAACAUCUGCGUGUUCGCCGAAGCUCAGGUGGACCGAAGCCCCACCGGCUCAGGUGUCACAGCUCGAGUGGCUCUUCAGUAUCACAAAGGUCUCAUCAAGCUGAACCAGAGCAGGACGUUUCAGAGCGGAGCCACCGGAUCCCAGUUUACAGGAAAAGCUGUUGAGGAGACCAGCUGUGGAGACUUCAGGGCGGUUGUGGUGGAAGUAGCCGGCCGAGCUUUUUACACCGGAGUUUCACGCUUUGUGCAGGAGCCGGACGACGAGCUGACCCACGGGUUUCUGCUGAAGUGAGGGUCGCCCUCCACAUGUCUGGCACGGCGUGGAACAUUUAGACAUGAAGCGCUUUUGUGACUUGAAAUGCUCCAAGACGAUAUUUACAAUAAAGUUAUUGAUUUAAAAAAAAAAUUCCUAA
Molecule: messenger RNA, 1301 nt
Organism: Fundulus heteroclitus (mummichog)
Lineage: Eukaryota; Metazoa; Chordata; Actinopteri; Cyprinodontiformes; Fundulidae
Product: trans-L-3-hydroxyproline dehydratase
Exons: 6
Coding region: 146-1180 (344 amino acids)
Molecular function (GO): hydro-lyase activity
Source: RefSeq, a predicted model, not a curated record